Funneliformis caledonium is the source of this 721-nucleotide messenger RNA. The record is from the annotation of a GenBank genome assembly. NCBI's taxonomy places the organism in Eukaryota, Fungi, Glomeromycota, Glomeromycetes, Glomerales, Glomeraceae.
AUGCAGCUUCAAAGAAAGCAAUCCUACAACGGUCUUCAAAUUUGGCAAGAUAACGUUGACUUGCAAGGUCUCAUAUUUUUGUAUAUUGACAUUCUAAAUCUACCUCUCGGGAAAAGAAUGCGAGCUUUAACACACCUUGAAAGAGAAGUAUCCAGGCUCUCUAUGAUAGAAUCCUCUGAAGCUCGAAAUAAGGCUGUAUUGAAAAGAGAAGAAUUACGUAAAUCCAGUUUAGUCAAUAGGAAUCAAGAAAGUGAGGAAAGUAUUCGAAGAGAAAUUGCAAAAAUUUGGGCGGAAGUUGAUAAUAUGAGUUUAGGAAUGGAGCACUUUUUCCGUGAAUUGGGCAGAAUCUAUAGCAUUUUUUCCGUUCAUUAUCAAUGGCACGAUAUUGUUGUGAAGGUGCCAAAACUUUAUGCUGAACUGCUGAUUAGCGGUCACACUAUAGAAUUGCUUGAUGGUGACGCUGGCGAGAUAUCUGAAGCUUGGUUCUCUGCCAUUUGUAACUGCAUUUGUAAAAAAAUUCCUAAGCUUCGAAUUUUCGUGAUCAGCAUUCUUGGUCUACAAUCAUCAGGAAAGUCAACUCUCUUGAACGCCCUCUUUGCAUGUAGAUUUGCCGUUUCUGUCGGGCGUUGUACUAGAGGUCUAUUUAUGCGACUAUUAUUCUUGGAAAAAAAUUUAUCAGAUCAACUCGGUGUUGACGCAUUUGUCUUGAUUGAUACUGAAG